UCAUAAUCUAACCAUGUUCUUUCCUGGAAACACACCUCUACCUAUAUCUUGGUCUUACUUAAUCCUAACCCCAACCCCAAGAAAAACCAAAAACAAAUAAAUAGUCAACCAUCCAUAUUUAAUUAUCCUUUAACCAAAAAAAUCCACUCUAUAUAUACAUUCUUGCCUGGGUUGUUUUUCCAUUUCUUCACAACAUAAGGAACUGUAAUUAUAAAAAAACCAUGCAAAACUCCAAUAAUCUUUCUAUCCCUCAAAUGACAAGAUCAACCUUAAAUUGUGACACUACUACAACAACAACCACCUUAAGCCCUACUACUACAAACUCUUUGUGUAGUCAUGAGUUAAGUCCUAAAAAUGGUACCAUAAAGAAGACACCAAUUCGAAGAAGAUCUCGAGCAUCUAAGAAAACUCCAACAACUCAUCUCAAUGCAGAUGCAUCGAAUUUUCGAGCUAUAGUGCAACAAUUUACAGGAUGUCACACUGCUAAUACUUUCUUAGGAGCUCAUAAAGGUCCAAUAAAUUUAAGUUUUGGACUAGAUGAUAACGACGAUUUUGAAAGAGAUAAUUCAAUAACUCAUCAUGUGUCUUCAUUUGGAUAUGAUUGUUACUGCAAUAAUCCUAUGGGUACUGAAAAGGAGAAAGAAACAAAGGGAGGUAUGUUAGUAUCAGUUGAUGAAAAUAAAAUAUUUGGUUCAACUUCAACGACGAAUUCUAGUAGUAGUCCAAAUAUGGAUAUUUUGAGUUUAGAUGAUUUUGAAUUGGAGGAUUUAUGUCUAAGUGAUUUCAAUGGAGAUGAUCAGUUAAUUACUGAAAACAUUUGGGAUAAUAAUGGUUAUCUUUUAAUUUAGUGUAUUUCUAUUUUUUAUUUUAUUUUUUCAUUUUGACUCUUUUGGAAGAAGAAAGGAAAUGGAGAGAUUUGGCUGAGGAUCAACAGCUCAAUUUUUAUUCUUCCAUUUUUUAAUAGAC
Molecule: messenger RNA, 966 nt
Organism: Solanum dulcamara
Lineage: Eukaryota; Viridiplantae; Streptophyta; Magnoliopsida; Solanales; Solanaceae
Product: VQ motif-containing protein 22
Exons: 1
Coding region: 222-848 (208 amino acids)
Source: RefSeq, a predicted model, not a curated record